This is a messenger RNA of Scaptodrosophila lebanonensis, 334 nucleotides long. Its product is annotated as anaphase-promoting complex subunit 13. Gene Ontology annotation, biological process: protein K11-linked ubiquitination. Gene Ontology annotation, cellular component: anaphase-promoting complex. The transcript has 3 exons. Bases 43 to 285 code for a protein of 80 amino acids. Lineage: Eukaryota; Metazoa; Arthropoda; Insecta; Diptera; Drosophilidae. The record is from RefSeq and is a predicted model, not a curated record.
CACUGGCAAAUAAUAAUUCAUAUAAAUAUAAUCUCAUAAGUGAUGGACAGCCAGGCACCAAUUGAUGAUCUAUUGUUGGACAUUGUGGACAAUGCUUGGCGCAUGGAAGUGCUGCCCUUCGAUCAAAUAUUAGUACCAAUUGAAAAGUUACCAGAUCCCGAGGCCGAUGGUGGGGACUCGCAUUUGACUUUGAGUGAGCAGGAACAAAAGUGGUCAGACUUGGCGCUGGGCUCUCUUGCUCCCGACGCCGCCCUGAUUGACCAAUUAAAUAUAACAACCAUCUAACCAAGAACAAGUAGCUCUCGUGCGAGCACUUCGCCCACGCUACUAAUAC